This is a messenger RNA of Triticum aestivum (bread wheat), 878 nucleotides long. Its product is annotated as probable inactive receptor kinase At2g26730. The transcript is spliced from 2 exons. Bases 182 to 784 code for a protein of 200 amino acids. The record is from RefSeq and is a predicted model, not a curated record. Lineage: Eukaryota; Viridiplantae; Streptophyta; Magnoliopsida; Poales; Poaceae.
GGCAAACCCUAGAUCGCCAGCGUGGCGGUCUGGUGGCCGUCUUCACAAAGGGAAAGGAGGAGGGGAGCCCAAGAACAAACAUUUCUCCCGAGGGCACCAAACCCUACCAAUCUGCCGUAUAUUACCCCAGAAUUCCUCCCCCAUUGCUCCCCGGAGCCGAGCACGCUGCCAGAGCGGAGCAAUGCCGAGGAAACUCAUCAAUGCCGUCCUCUUCACGGUCCUGGGCAUCAUAGUCGCGAUCUUCCUCUGCUACUCCAUCCGCUGCUACCGAUGUCGCCGCCGCUGCGGCUGUGCGGUGCUGCCCUCGCAUGGGGCCAGGGCCGACCGCUUCCAGGCGGGCGGAUCCAGCGCCUACGGCACCGGCGUCGGGGAGGAGCUGCUCACGUUCCCCGGCGGUGAUGGGCUCACCAUGGCCGCCAUCCUAGAGGCGCCCAGCGAGGUGGUCGCCAAGUCGGCGCACAGCACGUUGUACCGUGCCAGGCUCAGCUCCGGCGAGGCCGUGUCCCUGCUCCGGUUCCUCCGGCCCGUCUGCUCCGCGGGCGCCGAGGAGGCCGCGGCCGCCGCGCGGCUGCUCGGCGCCGUGCAGCACCCGAAUCUCGUGCCGAUCCGCGCGCUCUACUUACGUUGCUCGUGCACCCCUUCUACGCCGCCGGCUUGCUCCGCCGCUUCUUGCAAGGAUAUGGAUGACUAUCUGAAGGGAUGCAGGUUUCUUCCCAAACUUAAGAAUGAGAUACCUGUAGCAUAUGUAGACAUAGAGAAUGCCGUUCUAGGAGAGCUUAGGUAAUGUCAAGUGCACAUAGUAUGAUCUUAGGUGUUUAUCUUAGAUAAUAGGGUUAUUCCAAGAAAACCGUGUAAUGCACCAUGAGAAGAGUAUGAUG